AUGGCUUCUUCGUCGUCUUCUCCUACUCAAGAAAAGUACGAUGUCUUUCUUAGUUUUAGAGGUGAGGAUACUCGCAAAGGUUUUACCAGCCACCUCCAUGCUGCUUUGUGUCGAACAAAGAUUAAAACUUUCAUCGAUGAUGAACUUAAAAGAGGAGAUGAGAUUUCACUCUCUCUUUUGAAGGCAAUUGAAGGAUCAAAGAUUUCAAUUGUCAUUUUCUCUAAACACUAUGCUUCUUCUCGAUGGUGCCUCGAUGAACUCGUGAAGAUCAUGGAUUGCAACAAGAUGCAUGGUCAGAUUGUGAUUCCAGUUUUCUAUCAUGUAAAUCCAUCAGAUGUAAGGAAGCAAACCGGGACUUAUGGAGAUGCUUUUACUGAGCAUGAAGUACGAUGCCGGCAGAGCGAAGAGGUGUUGCAGAGAUGCAGGAGUGCUUUGACGGACGCAACCAAUCUAUCUGGCUUUGAUUCAAAUGUCGUUAGGCUUGAAUCAAAACUUAUAGAGAAAAUUGUUCAAGAUAUCUUGAAGAGAUUGAAGAAUAUGUCUUCUAGUAAUAACGAGAACUUGGUUGGAAUAGCAAGGAAGAUCCAGAAAGUUAAAUCUUUAUUGCCUAUUGGGACGAAUGAAGUAUGCCAGGUAGGAAUUUGGGGUAUGGGUGGUAUAGGCAAAACAACUCUUGCUAAAGCAGUUUUCAACGACAUCUCAAGUCAAUUUGAAGCUUCUUAUUUCAUUCAAAAUGUUAGGGAAGCAUCGGAAAAAGGUGAACUAAGUCACUUGCGAAAAGAACUUCUUUCUACAAUAUUAGAGGAUGAACACCCCAAUAUAAUGGAUGCUUCCACAAUAGAAAGACUUCGAAGGAUAAAGGUUCUCUUUGUUUUUGAUGAUGUAACACAUUUAAAUCAAAUAAAUGAAUUAAUUGGAGGCCUUGAAAACUUGGGUUUAGGAAGUCAAAUCAUUAUAACAACGAGAGAUAAACAAGUGCUUGAAAGUUGUAGGGUGGAUAAUGCUACCAUAUAUGAGGUCAAAGGAUUAUAUAGUGGUGAAUCUUUUUGCCUUUUUAGCCAACGUGCCUUCAAAAAAAACUAUCCCAUUGAAGAAGAUUAUAUGGCGCUAUCAAAAAGAGUAAUAAAUUAUGCUAAAGGUGUGCCAUUAGCUCUUGAAGUCUUAGGUUCUUUCCUACGUGGUAGGAAAAAACAUGAAUGGGAAAGUACAUUGGAAAAAUUAAAAAUUUGUCCACACCAAGAUAUCCAAUCAGUGUUAAAGAUAAGUUAUGACGGAUUGGAUGAUGAAGAGAAAAAAAUAUUUUUAGAUGUUGCAUGCUUCUUUAAUGGAUGGGAUGAACAUCUAGUUCGUAAAUUCUCUUCAAGUAUUGGAUUAAGGGUACUUAUUGAUAAGGCUCUCAUAACUAUUUCACGGGAAACCAUAAGAGUACAUGAUUUACUUCAAGAAAUGGGCAAGGAAAUUGUUCAGAAAGAAUCCGUAGAUGAACCGGGCCGACGUAGUCGAUUGUGGCGUGAUAAUGAUGUCUACGGUGUACUAAAAAAGAAUAAGGGAACUGAUAAAAUACGAGGCCUUUGCUUUAAUAUAUCUACAAUGAGAGAGUUACACUUAUAUCCUCAUGCUUUCUCAGAGAUGGAUUAUCUAAGAUACUUGAUAGUAAAUACAAGCAGCAAUAGUAAUGUGCAUGGUUUUGAAGGCAUCGAAUUUGAUUUCACAGAGUUGAGAUGCCUGUUUUGGGAUUCUUACCCUUUCACAUCGUUGCCUUUGAAAUUUGAUCCUCAGAACCUUGUUGUACUUAGGAUGCGUAAAAGCAAUCUUGAACAACUAUGGUCUGGUAUCAAGGAUCUUGCUAAUAUAAAAUAUAUUGACCUAAGUUACUCAGAACAUCUACUUAAAGUCCCAGACCUCUCGGAGGCUCAAAAUCUGGAGUGCUUGAUUUUAGAAGAUUGUACAAGUUUGUUUGAGAUCACUCCUCCAACUCGGGAUCUCAAUAAACUUGUUAAUUUGAAUCUAAGAAAUUGCAAAAGCCUUAGCAGUCUGCCAAAUGGAAUUCAAUCAAAGUCUUUAAGAGAGGUUAUUCUCUCUGGCUGUUCCAGUCUCAACACUGCUCCAAGGAUCUCAUGUAAUAUGGAGCGAUUGUGUUUAGAUGGAACUGCAAUAAAAGAAUUAUCUUCUUCCAUCGAUUAUCCUUCGAGGCUAGUUGAACUGAAUCUUAAAGGUUGUUCAAGGCUUGAAAGUCUUCCAAGCAGCGUUUGUAAUUUGAAUUCCCUUAGACAGCUUAAUCUUUCUGAUGGAACUGCGAUAAAAGAGUUGUCUUCAUCAAUUGAGAAUGCAUCCAGUCUAGUAAGAUUGAAUCUAAAAAAUUGUUCAAGCCUUGAGAGUCUUCCAAACGGCGUUUGUAAAUUGAAUUCUCUGAAAUGUCUUUGUAUCUCUGGUUGUUUGAAGCUUGAUAGAUUGCCCGAAGACAUAGGAAAUUUAGAAAGUUUGGAAGUGCUAGAAGCUAAUGGAAUUCCUUUAAGAGAAGUACCAUCAUCUCUGGGACGUUUGAAGAAUCUUCAUCAUUUAUCGUUUGAGAGAUGUAAGAGUCAAGAGCUGAAGUCUCUAUCGCCUAUUUUACCAGGUUUUCUAUUUCUAAGGAGAUUAAAUUUAAAUCACUGCAGUCUUACAGAGUUACCCAAUAAUCUUGGACAUUUGUCCUUCCUCACAGAUUUAAAAUUAGAUGGAAACAAUUUUGAGAGUGUACCGACAAGCAUCAUUAACCUUUCUGCUUUAAAUCUACUUAGCAUAAGGUUUUGUAAUAGGCUUCAAUCCUUACCAAAGCUUCCAUGUAAUAUGCAAGAAGUAAAGGCAGAUGGCUGCAAAUUGCUGAAAGUAUUAUCUGGUAUGAAAGGUCCGAGUGAUGGAUAUUACUACGGGGAACUUAGCUUCAUCAAUUGCUUCAAUCUAGAUUGGAAUGCAGUCAGAAUGGUUUUGAAAGGUGCUCUGAUGGAAGUUGAAAAGCUAAGAAUUGGCGAAGAUUAUGUGGUUAGGCGGUCUAUAAAAGAAAGAGCUGGCAGAGCUGGCAGAGGUUAUAUGGUUUUCCCUGGAAGUGAAAUUCCAAAGAGAAAAGAAAGAGCUGGCAGAGCUGGCAGAGGUUAUAUGGUUUUCCCUGGAAGUGAAAUUCCAAAGUGGUUUAACAUUCAAAGUAAUGGAUCCUGCAUUGAGCUGCUACCACGUGUUCGUGGGACAAUGCCUUAUAAGCUUCUUGGUUUUGUCUUUUGUGCCAUCGUCGGAAUUCCAAAAAACCAUUGCGGUUUAUCGACUGUUGGGUAUGUGUUCCGUCUGCCAUUCCAAAAUCGCAGCGAGCCACUUGAUAGUGCCCAAUUUAACAUUGGACAUAUUAAGUCGGAUCACUUAUUCGUGGGAUAUAGUUUCGGUAUAUCUGGAUUUUCUCGAUGGACUGGUACUGCGGAGGCCAUCAUCAAUUUCUACAGUCCAAACGAUCUAAUAAUAAAGAAGUGUGGGGUCCGUUUAUUUGUCGGUGAACAGUUCCUUUCCCUAGACAAAAUACGAGGUCAUGUGUUGGACAAUGUUCUGAGAAUCGGACCGGACCGUUCGAUCGGACUGAAGUGGAUUAAACCGUUGUCGAGCCGCUGGAAUACUGUAGUGUUGCAAUCCAAUCGCAGUCUAAUCGCUGCUCAAUCUUGCCGGAUUCCGGCAUCGUUCGACGUAUAA
Molecule: messenger RNA, 3711 nt
Organism: Pistacia vera
Lineage: Eukaryota; Viridiplantae; Streptophyta; Magnoliopsida; Sapindales; Anacardiaceae
Product: TMV resistance protein N-like
Exons: 6
Coding region: 1-3711 (1236 amino acids)
Biological process (GO): signal transduction; defense response
Molecular function (GO): ADP binding
Source: RefSeq, a predicted model, not a curated record